AGGAGCAAGGCAAUCUCACCUUAUCCACACGCCAACCACAACCUUUAACUAUAUCCAUCAUCUUUUUCAUCUCCAUAGAUAUCCUCGAAUAAAAUAAGAUAACAAUAACAACAAACCAAGGUCCUUGAAAAUUAAGCUCAUUUUUUCCCUUUUGAUCCUCUGACACACACAUCACUAAACUUGCUCUGCAUUGCAUAAUCCACCCACACAUGGCUGCCAUGAACUCUAGCGUGUUGGCUUGUGGCUAUGCCAUAUCUGGUGCAGGAUGUUCUGAGCUCAAUUCAAAGCUCACCUCCAUGCCCUCUUUGACUGUCUCUGGCUCCAAGUUGCCCGUGAUCAAGGCCCGCCAGGCCCGAGUUCCUGAGCCCAAAGCAUGUGAUGGAAGGAGAACUGCCCUUGCUCUCUUGGCAGCCACCCUUUUCAGCACUGCAGUCUCCAAUUCCUCUGCCAAUGCUGGUGUCAUUGAAGAAUACCUUGAGAAGAGCAAGGCCAACAAGGAAUUGAAUGACAAGAAAAGGUUAGCUACUAGUGGGGCAAACUUUGCUAGAGCAUACACAGUUCAAUUUGGAACUUGCAAGUUCCCUGAGAACUUCACUGGUUGCCAAGAUCUUGCCAAACAAAAGAAAGUGCCAUUCAUAUCUGAGGAUUUGGAGCUUGAAUGUGAAGGAAAGGACAAGUACAAGUGUGGUUCAAAUGUUUUCUGGAAAUGGUGAUUAAAAACGGCAUCAUUUUCAUGUCCAAGUGUUCUCUUUGAAAUGUACUCAACUUGAUCUCCUUGAAAAUAUACCAUGUUUUUCUGCAUUGCUUUCAUUAUUCUAUUGCUGUUAUUGGCUUUUA
Lotus japonicus is the source of this 837-nucleotide messenger RNA. Its product is annotated as photosystem I reaction center subunit N, chloroplastic-like. Gene Ontology annotation, biological process: photosynthesis. Lineage: Eukaryota; Viridiplantae; Streptophyta; Magnoliopsida; Fabales; Fabaceae. Bases 210 to 713 code for a protein of 167 amino acids. The record is from RefSeq and is a predicted model, not a curated record. Gene Ontology annotation, cellular component: chloroplast photosystem I. The transcript is spliced from 3 exons.